AUGAGCACCACUGGCGACCAGGAGGCCCCCCUGACUGGCCUGCAGCUGGAGACGAAUUGCUACCUGGUCCAGGGCACCAAGUUCGAGGUGGACAAGCGGUACAAGAUCAUCGAGCCGAUCAGCCAGGGGGCUUACGGCAUCGUCUGUGUUGCCGAGGAGAUGGACGCGUGCGAGAGAGUGGCCGUGAAGAAGAUCGAGUGCAUCUUUGAGCACAUCACGAUCUCGAAGCGAACCCUCAGGAGGGCUCCGGAUCUUGCAGCACUUGCGCCACGAGAACAUCAUGAUGCUCAAGAACAUAUUCAUCACUGGCAAGAAGAACGAGUUCGAAGAGAUUUAUGUUGUGUCUGA
Molecule: messenger RNA, 348 nt
Organism: Prorocentrum cordatum
Lineage: Eukaryota; Dinophyceae; Prorocentrales; Prorocentraceae
Source: the annotation of a GenBank genome assembly